Molecule: messenger RNA, 1039 nt
Organism: Cyprinus carpio (common carp)
Lineage: Eukaryota; Metazoa; Chordata; Actinopteri; Cypriniformes; Cyprinidae
Product: lipid transferase CIDEA-like
Biological process (GO): regulation of apoptotic process; apoptotic process
Source: RefSeq, a predicted model, not a curated record
GUUACAGCUCAGUGGAUGUGUUGUGGACGUCUCCAGCAGUUCUGUGAAGCAUGGAGUACGCCAAAACCUUGGUUCCCACAUCUCUAAUGAGGUCUGUGUCGUCGGUGCAGACGUCUCUUGCCCAGCGAAUGCUGCCCCCUCCUCAGCCCCGUCCGUACAAGGUCUGCACGCAGAACCGCCGCAGGAGGAAAGGCUUCACCGCCACUUCUCUAGCAGACCUCAUGGAGCAGGUGGCCAGUUGUUUCUUGAUAACGUGUCAGUUCCUCACACUUGUGCUGGAGGAUGAUGGGACAGUGGUGGACUCUGAGGCUUUUUUUCAGACUCUGCCUACAAAUACAGCAUUCAUGGUCCUGGAGAAAGGGGAAGCUUGGACCCCCAAUAAACUGGUUCUGCCAAGUUUCAGACAGCCAAGAAGAAUUGGAAUUGCUAAACUGAGCUUUGACCUGUACAAACUGAACCCAAAGGAUUUUCUGGGAUGCUUCACGGUUAAAGCCACACUCUGUGAAAUAUACACACUCUCAUAUGACAUCAAGUGCACCAGAGCCAAGUACUUUCUGAAGUCUUUAUUGUGGUGUUUCAUGUACAUGGCCAAACUGGCGGGUCAGGUUCUCCUGUGCGGCUCCACAUACGUGCUGCGGUGUAUCUGGGAUGAGGAAUCCUAGCUAAACGUCACUUCGGCUGCUGACAGAUCGAAACAGGAAGAAAUCAAUACUGCACUCACAUUUAGUUUUUGCUUAGACAAAUAUCAAUAUAUAUAUAUAUUUGUCCUUGCUACGUUAUGUUUUAUGUGGCUUAUUUCUAAACUGCACUGUUUUAAAAAAAAUAAUAGUGAACUAAAGGAGAACUGAAUAUUUUGCAUGUCAUCUUUUAUCAGACUUGUGCUAAAAUGAUCUGCAGUUGAACUUGUUGUGUGAUUGUAUUUUUAAAAGACUUAUUUAGACUGAUUUACUUCCAUCAGAAUGAAACACCCGAAAGUUAAAAUGGUGCAAAAUUAUGCAAGCACAUUUCCGCAUUGGAAUAAUAAUAAUAAAAAAGUAAG